This is a messenger RNA of Oncorhynchus tshawytscha (Chinook salmon), 6905 nucleotides long. RefSeq names its product constitutive coactivator of PPAR-gamma-like protein 2. NCBI's taxonomy places the organism in Eukaryota, Metazoa, Chordata, Actinopteri, Salmoniformes, Salmonidae. The coding region runs from base 989 to 3640 and encodes 883 amino acids. The record is from RefSeq and is a predicted model, not a curated record. Gene Ontology annotation, cellular component: nucleus. The transcript has 16 exons.
UCCCACUUUUGUUGGUCCGUGAGGAAGUCGCAAGAUGGCUGACAUCGCUUGAAAGUAUGUCUCCUUCCUCAACAUGAAGUCGUGAGUGUGGAAGAAAGCGAGGGAGGCACCAUCGGCCGUUUGUUUUUAAUUAACUUUUUAAUUUUUUAUUUUAUUUCUGCCGUUAAUUUCUCCAAACAUCCAUUUCAUUUCGCGUCGUCUCUGUCCCAGAGUUGUCUUUGAGAGUUGACGCGUCAAGUCACGCCGGGGACCCAGCUCGCUACAGCGGUUAACGUUAGCCAGCGAGAUAGCUGGUUAGCUAGCUAACUAAAUCAUAUUUUUGAUAUCCCAUCGGCCUGCUAACUAGCACGUCUCAUUAAUUUGAAAUAGUCUAACUGUUCUAAUAUCAAUAUACUGUCAGAUUAAGAAUUACUCGACCGUAAUGUUCGCCAACUAAUGCGCAACGUUUCUUCGUGUGAAUCAGGAUUAUAAUUUUGGAGUAAAUCAUACCAUUACUAUAGUUAGCCACUAGCCAUCAUCAGUUAUCAACAUUUCAUGUGUUAUUACCUAGCUAGCUAGCUGGUUAGAGGGGAAGUUAAACUUUAGCCGGAGAAUUACACUAGCUGGCUUUGCUGGCAGUUGACCAAAAUACUGCUAGGGAUGGACACACAAUUGUACUCACACGACCAAAUAUAGAAGAUUGGCUUUGCACACUAACUAGUUAGCUAGCUCUCUUACUUGCUGUUAGGAAGUACACCUCUCGGCCUGGCCAACUAGCGUACUAGGCUAGUUUGCCUUUGCAGGGUUGGUCACUCGUAUCAGAGUUGAGGGUGGCAGCAGCUAGGUGCAGCAACAGUCGUUCAGUCAGUCACACAGAGAGAUACGUUAGCAAGCUGCCAGGUUCUAGCUAGUUACAGUCUCGACUCUCACAUCAGCUAUCACCACGGCGUUCCGAACGUACCCGGAGCCCCCCUCCCCUGGCCAGACCCACCGGCUCAACAACACCGGGAUGGGUGUGCAGGGCUUCCAGGAGUAUCUUGAGAAACGGUGUCCCGGGGCAGCUGUCCCCGUGGACCUCCUCAAACUAGCCCGUACACCGGGCCGCCAGCCCCCGCACCACCACCCCCAUCACCCCGGCCCUAUGCCUCCUCCACCCCCGGCCCGGAUACUCAUCGAUGCUGACUCCGGCCUGCAGCGGCUGUACGGCGGCUACCAGACGGACUGGGUGUGCGGCGGGGAGUGGAACGCCAUGCUGGGAUACCUGUCCGCUCUGUCCCAGGCCUGUCUGUACCAGGGCGGGCUUGAGCUGGUCGUGGUGUUCAACGGGACCCUGGGGAAGGAACGGUGGCCGGAGUGGGCGCGCCGGGCCCAGGGGCAACGCCAGACAGCCCAGCUCAUCGUCAAUCAUGUUGGCAGCAAGGCAACUCCGCCUCCCCGUGCUUGGUUCCUGCCCCCAGCCUGCCUCAGCCACUGUGUCCGCCUCGCCAUGUUUCGCUUCAGAGUGCGGGUUGUCCAGACGUUGGAGGACCACCACCAGGAGGUGCUGUCCCUCUACAGGGACUUUGGUUUCUGCGGCCUGAUCGCCCAGGACUCAGAGUUUGCCCUCUGCAAUGUUCCCGCCUACUUCUCCUCGCAUGCCCUCAAACUGUCCUGGAACGGCAAGAACCUGACCACCCACCAGUACCUGCUCUCUGAAGCAGCCAGACAGCUUGGUCUGAAGACACAACACCUGCCCUGCUUCACUGCACUGCUGGGGAACCAUAUUCUCCCUGAUGAGGACCUGGCUGCCUUCCACUGGAGCCUUUUAGGACCAGAACACCCCCUGGCCUCACUCAAGGUGCGUGCCCACCAGUUGGUGCUGCCUCCCUGUGAGGUGGUUAUCAAGGCGGUGUCAGAGUACGUCUCCUCCAUUAAAGACCUGGGGAACCUCGACGUUAUCGCCAGAGACGUCUUCAAACAGUCACAGUCUCGUAUGGAGGACAAGGUGCAGCGUUUUAAGAGAGCUGUGGAGUAUUUCUCAGCUGCCUCUAAACCACGCCCACUCUCCAUGGGAACCUCCCCCUACCUCUUGCCAGGGUUUGGGCUGGCUCCGUUUGGUGGACCUCCUGGCCACAUGGGGGCGAUGCAGACUGUAAAGACCCAGUACCCCCUCCAGGGUGUAAAGCCACCCUAUCAGAAUGCUCCGUACGGACCAGGCAACACCCCUCUGUUCCAGAACCCCCCACCUCCCCUGCAGGACUGCAACGAUUCACUGCCAGGUAAAAUGGCCUUCACCGAUUGGUCAGCUCCAUAUGACCAGGGAGGAAGUAGAUUACCGAAUCACCAUGCGGCCGCUCCCUCUGGGCCCUCCCCGUCUCCUUCAUCAUCUUCUGAUGGAGAUGAACCAAACGACAGCAGCAACCAUCUGCCAGACAAGUCCUCCAGAUGGGACGAUCCGUCCUGUCGAGGGGGCGGAGGGGAUGGGUCCCACGGUAACAUUCCAUCGCUGUUGUCGAUGGCGACGCGGAGUCACAUGGACAUAACCACGCCCCCUCUGCCUCAAGUCAGCGCUGAGGUGUUGAGAGUAGCGGAACACAGACACCGCAGAGGACUGAUGUAUCCAGAGAUAUACCACAUACUGACCAAGGGAGAGAUAAAGAUGGCGGUGUGUAUAGAAGAUGAUUGUAACAGUGAACUGCCUCCAGCCUCUCUGCUGUUCAGAGCAGCCAGACAGUACAGCUAUGGGGUCCUCUUCAGCCUAGCCGAAACACACCGACGCCUCGAGAGACUCGCCAUGCGCAACAGAGGACCCCUCGAAGUUCCUCCAGUGAUAGUGAAGGAGUGGUCCAGUGGGAAGUCGAAGUCGGCCCUGACCCCGGAGCUGGUUCCAGCGCUGUGCUUCAGAGAGUGGACCUGUCCUAACCUGCGGAGGCUGUGGCUUGGUAGAGCCAGUGAAGAUCGCUCCCGGAGGACCAGAGCUUUCCUAGCCUGUCUGCGCUCUGACUGUCCUGCCUUACUCAACCCUGCUCAGGUCCCACAACACCUUCUGCUCAUGUGCUGCGUGCUCAGGUAUAUGAUGCAGUGGCCAGGUGGUCGUAUUCUACAGAGACAUGAGUUAGAUGCCUUCCUGGCCCAGGCAGUCUCUAACCAGCUCUACGAACCAGACCAGCUACAGGAACUGAAGGUGGAGAAGGUAGAUGGUCGGGGAGUGCAGCUGGCGUCUCUCUUCAUGGCGGGCGUGGACACGGCUCUGUUGGUCAACGAUGUGUGUGGUCAGCCGUUACCAUGGGAACACUGCUGCCCCUGGGGCUUCUUCGACGGGAAACUCUUCCAGACCAAAUUGGCCCGCGCCGCCCGAGACCGCCAGGCUCUGCUCGACAUGUGUGAAGGACAGGAGGAGCUGGUGUCUCGUGUGGAGAAGAUGCGUCAGGCCAUCCUAGAAGGCAUCAACUUCUCACGUCCUCCUCCCCCUCCUCCUCCUCUCCCCCCCCUUCCUUCCUUCCUGCCCCCUCCCCCUUCUACCCUCUGCCUCCCCUCUACCCUCCCCGACCCAUGGGCAACAUGCCACACCACCACCCUCAACAUCCUCACCCUCAUCACCACUCACACCCAGCCCAGCAUAGACCCAGAGCCUUCCCAGGUCUGCAGUCGAUCCCCCCCCAGGGAGGGAAGUUGGAGAUAGCCGGAAUGGUGGUGGGGCAGUGGGCCGGGAACAAACCACUGCGUGGCAGAGGGGGAUUCAACAUGCAGGUGGUGUCAGUCGGGGCUGGGAGAGGAAGGGGUAAGGACAUCCCAGUGAAAGGAGGGCGAGGAGGUAAAAAGGUGACUGCCAACAGAAUAAAGACCUCACCCCCUCCCCCCUCCACCAGCCCCCCCAAGUCCUCUGAGGGUGAGGGUCUUAACUCUGGGGGUGUGGGCCAGAAGCUGAACGGCAGCCCUGCAGCCUCCGCUAUUGGCCAGCCUUUGGAUCUUCCCCCACUGGCCCAGCCAAACCCAUGUGCCUUAGCCAGCAAAGACAACCAAUCAGAGGAGGCCCCUUGUUGCCUUGACAGUUGUCCUUCAGACGGAAUGUAACGAAGGAGGAUUGACUAGGCUUUCCCAGAAUGCACCAGGGUGUUCUGAAAGUGCCGUCUGUGUUCCACUGCCUUCCCCUGUCUGUUAGCCUCGCCCACCAACACACCAACCAGGAUGUCAGAGAGGGGGAGGUGCUCUGCUCAAUCAGUGGAUUUGAUUGAGGUGUUCCGCUAGCCUUUCCCCCCCUCUCUCUGCUUCUCUGUGUGAUUGGUUCGGCAGAGCAGUAAGCCCAACCCCUUGAUUUUGUCAUGUUUUAUUUUAACGAUGAGAGGUUUUUCUCCAUGAGUCCAUUUUGUCUAAGCCCCGCCUCCGCCCCAUAAAGCCCUGCCCCCAUGGCUGUUGUAGCCCCAGCACACUGUCUCAUGUUGUAAUGAUCCCUCCCUAGUGUUAAAAUUGAUUGUGAAUUGAAAUGGGAUGAUGUGAUCUACACUCCCCUACCGAGGUCCGCACAGUUAGACUUGAACUACAGUGUUUAAUAGUAGUAGUAAUAGUGGGUUUACACACACAGUAACGUUGACACUAAACACACACUGUUGGCCAGUCUGUUAGUUCCUCGGUUUGGUAGCCAUUAGAGGUGUGUAAAGGUUUAGUUGCCCAACCCAGCCGUGUUGAGACCCCCUGACCACAGAUGUAAACUGUUGCCAUAGGGACCUCAUGGCAAGCGGCGUUCCAUGUGAGGUCAGAGAGGAAUAGAGAAAGGAGGAUGACAUGGCGUUUGCUAAAUCCCCCAAUACACCACCGAUAAUGAUCUAUUAGCAUCAACCGCGCCUCUAACCUCCCCGCCAGACCCAUCUGUAUUAGCUGCGUUGUGUUGCUAAUCACAACACUACCUGGGGCGGCAAGUAGCCUAGUGGUUAGAGCGUUGGGCCAGUCACUGAAAGGUUACUGGAUCAAAUCCCAGAGCUGACAAGGUAAAAAUCUGUCGUUCUGCCCCUGAACAAGGCAGUUAACCCACUGUUCCCUGGUAGGCCGUCAUUGUAAAUAAGAAUUUGUUCUUAACUGACUUGCCUAGUUAAAUAAAGGUUACAUUUAAAUAUAAAAUAUUACCCUGAGCGUCGGUGUGUUAGCAUAGCUUAGCCCCUUCAGUAGCAUUUGCACCGCUAAUGCGUUAGCAUGCUAACGUAGGCCAGACCCUUGAAUAACAUUAGCACUUACGUUAAUAUGCUAGCAUGCUAAUUUAGCCUAGCCCAGCCGCGUUGAGACCCCCUGACCGCAGAUGUAUGUACGCACCUUAACCUGAUGCUCCAACGUAUGGAAGCUCUUACCCCUAUAUUAUAUUACUGCAUUAUCCCCUAUGCUCUUAUUAUAUAUCCCAAUGGGAAGCACUUACUAAUGUUGCAUUCGUUGUGAUUAUUAAUGAAUUGACAGUCUGUCUGAGAGGGUUCCCCUGUGACCUAGGACAUUUCUUGUACCUCUAACUUUAGACAUUAGACACCUUUAGAGACUUCUUUUGUGCGUUAAUAUACCCCUGUUAACAAUAGCUGUUUAAAUGUGAGCAGAGUGGUCUUCAGAAGAGUCCCACUGGAUCCUCUUACAGGUUAAAACAGUCAGGACAAACAUGGUGCCUCAUCAGGUGUUAGAGGUCAGAGGUCAGCCCCUCUGACUGGCACCGCGUCUAAAUUAACCUUGGGCUGCGUCUCAAUUGGCACCCUAUUUCCUACAUCGUGCACUACUACUCCUGUUCAUCAGAAGCAGUGCAUUGUGGGGGUAGGUUGCCAUUAUAGACAAGACCCGAUGAAGUCCCAAAGCAUAGAUCCACACCAGCCCUGUCAGCUGGCUGGCCAAUCGGGACAGGCCUGGUAGCACCGCCGCCCCAACCCCGCCUGGUGAUUAGCAGUCACCACGGCGAUAGCACAGCGUUCUAAGCUCUUUAACCAACAGGAAGCACUUCCCCCAAACUACCUAGACAAUCAGCAGGGGUUUGGGGUGGGAACACUUGAAUGUUCUACCCCAAAUCUAAAGAUCCUAAAUAGUUUUAUAAUUAUGAUAGAGGACAAAAAUAAGUAUUCCCUUAAUAGGUGUGCUCUGAGAGGAAUCAGAUUAUUGACUUGUUUUAAUGUUAGUAGAUGACAGAGCAGAGAGGAAUCAGAGUAUUGACUUGUUUUAAUGACAGAGCAGAGCAGUAGGAUUGAUCUGUCUGUCUCAUGGACAUCUGUAGAAAUAACAUGGACUUAAUCAACUCAACUAAACCAGCGUAGGGACAUGGAUGCUGCCCAAAGGACUCCUAGUCCUUCUACUGCACUACUUCUGUUUAGGGCCCAUAGGGCUUUGGUCAGAAGUAGUGCACUAUAUAGGGAAUGGGGUACCAUUUGGGAGGCACCCAAUAUGAAUCCCUGGCAAGGCAACAGAGAAGGAGACCAUGUCAAUGACUUGAUGCUGUAUUUAUCUGAUGGUAGGCCUAAGUAGGUAGGCCUAAGACAAUGUUUCCCAAACUCGGACCUGGGGACUCCAUGGUUUUUCCCCCCUAGCACUACACAGCUGAUUCAAAUAAUCAAAGCUGUGUAGUGGUCAGAACCAAAAGGUGCACCCGGGAGGGGGGUUGACUGAGUUGGGGAAACGCUGGUCUAAAAUCUUAACUGUUUAACUGAAGGAAACCCUGACCAGAUGAAAUGGCACCCUAUUCCCUACAUUCUGACUGAUCCUCUUCGCUCCUGUGAAGAACCUAAGGAUUCCACAAGACUGCCUCUGCUGCUGAUCUUCAGACUUAUACUCAUAGGGUACACAGUCAUUGUUGAUAUUUAAAUCACUGAGCCCACCGUUAAGAUCCAUUACACCGAGACACAACAAACGGCCUGUUAACAUGUCAACAAACAAGUACCAAAUGAAAGCCAGCGUUUUACUGAUGGCUGGUUAUUGAUAUGACUACAGCUGAA